Molecule: messenger RNA, 1329 nt
Organism: Coprinopsis cinerea okayama7#130
Lineage: Eukaryota; Fungi; Basidiomycota; Agaricomycetes; Agaricales; Psathyrellaceae
Exons: 4
Coding region: 1-1329 (442 amino acids)
Source: RefSeq, a predicted model, not a curated record
AUGUCAGGGGAGAUUGCUCUUUCCUCUGGUGCUCGCAUCACUUCCAAGAGUUGGCCUCGUUUUCCCUGGACCCGCGUGCUUAGCGAGCCCAGGGAGUUCUUCUCCGAGCGCUUCCUCCCGCAACACAUUCUAGACAUCUUGGAUGAGCCCUCGGAAAUGAAGGUUCCUCAAAGAGUCCAGGUGUUCGACCACAUCUACUCGCUCCAAUCUGACGCACGGAAGGAUGAAGCCAGGCGAAACGAUAAGACGUUCGAGAUGAAGGCCUAUAUCGACCGCUGGGGGGACAUCCAAAAGCGAAAGCCCAGAGUGGAGGUUGAAGACCCUGGGACUGAAGGAGACGACGAGAUGGAGGGGGGUAACCAAGGCAUGGCCAAGGAUGUGACUCAAAACCGGGGAAGGGGUGACGAGGGGAGGCGCAGCUCUCAGGUGGACCCUGGUAGAAGGAUUGAAAGCGGGAGUGGGGAGGCAGGAACUGAGCGGAGCAAUGAGGGUAGUGAAGGAAGUGGAACUGGAAGUCGAAAGGGUAAAGGCAAGGCAAGGGGAAAGGCAAAGGGAAAAGGGAAAGGCAAAGGCAAAGGAAAGGAAAAAGAGGGCCCCAGGAAGGAGAACAAGAAGGGGCAGACCAAGGCCCGACUCGCUCGGGUUGUAGACCCCCUCGACGAUGGGUCGGAUUCCGCCCGCAGUUCUGAUUCUUCAACCUCUGAGGAAUCGGGAAUGAGCGCCAGCUCGGAAGGAGACAGUUCCGACGAAGGAUCAUCCUCAGACACUGAGUCCAAUGACAACUUCCAUGCUGAAGACGGUGCUGGGCCGAUGUUUCCUGGUACGGAGGAUGAUUCACCUGGGCAGGAACAAGACCGACGGGAAAGUGAGCAAUUCGAAGUCAGUGGAUCGAAGACAAAUGGAAACCUUAAUCCAGAGCCACUGGAGCCCAUGACUUGGUCCUCCUCAGAUUCGAGCGGAGAGUCUGAGUCGGAAUUACUGGCUGGUCCUUCUACCAACCCCUCUAACCCUAUCCCGCAACCAUCGACUCGGGACAUCGGCGAGGACUCGGAGUCCGGGACGGAAUUCGACGGGAGUGCACGUCGCAAGGAAGGUCUUGGAGCUCCUGUGGGCUCCAAUAAGAGAGACCUCCCAGAACGGGCUGCCAAGCGAAGACGUUUGUCCGCCAAGCCGCCUCAAACACCCUCCAAACGGAUAACCAGGGCCCAGUCUCAUACGCCCAGUCGAGGAACCAGGUCCUCAACAAGGAAAGCUGCAGAACGGAAUGUUCCUUCCUUGCCAGCCCGCCAAAGUCAGAAAUCCAAAACCUCCUCUUCCCGUCGUAGAUGA